Messenger RNA from Rhopilema esculentum, 2868 nucleotides. NCBI's taxonomy places the organism in Eukaryota, Metazoa, Cnidaria, Scyphozoa, Rhizostomeae, Rhizostomatidae. The record is from RefSeq and is a predicted model, not a curated record.
UUCCGACUCACUGGAAGUCAUUUCCAGAAGCGCUUCUUGGAAACGCGUGAAUCCCGCUGGAACGAUCUCUUUGGGUGGAACUAACUGAACGAUCACCUUCUCUUCGAAGCUGAAUUUAAGAUCGAAUAGCGAAGGCAAAGCAAUGGGGAUAGAAGAAAAGAAAACUGCAAAUUCUGAAUUUCAUGUUCCUCAGGAACAGACUGGAUCACAGCCGUCGAAAGAAACCUCUGAAGAAGCCACAACAAAAAGCAGGCCAAAAGACGGUGUUGAUAAUUACGGGGCCGAACUUGACGAAGCUAUUCAUAAAGCUUCGUCAGCGUUUGAAAAGUUUUCUUCAACAUCAAAGAGAGCCUACGAAAUCCUUAUUGGUGAUUACAACGCUUUCAUUGAAGAAAAGAAAAUCUUUGAAACAAUGACGAAAAAACUUAAGGAAACGCAGUUCUCGAAUAUCGUCACUUUAAACAUCGGCGGAGAGAAGUAUUCCACUGGAUUACCAACUUUUAAAAAAUGGAAGGACAGUUAUUUUGAGAAAAUGUUCUCAGGAAGAAUCGUUUUGGAGAAGAGUUCAGACGGCUCGUUUUUCAUUGACCGUGAUGGAUCCCUUUUCAGGCAUAUCCUCAACUAUCUGCGCACUGAGAAAAUAACGUCGGCCAUGAAACAGCUUGCUGAGGAACUAAUUGAUGAGGCAAAGUUCUUUGGUUUAUCUGGCUUGGAAAUCGCACUUUCAGCACCAACGACAGAAGCCAACAGCGAAGACUCGGUUCCAAUGCAAGAGAGCAAGAAAGCAGAUGAUGCAGGUCUGCGAGAAAAAAUUGAGCAUAAUGCACUCAAACAAAAAGAAAUUCUCGAGGUUGCUGCAGAUGAACUUAGUAUUUGUAAUGAUCUUUUGAAAACAAGCAUUACAUUAACAGAGAUGAAGAAACAAAACUUUGAAAAAAAUGCUAAAAAGCUGGAAGAUGUCCAUUUUUCUGAUGUUGUUAAGUUAAAUGUCGGUGGGCAUAUUUUUGUAACUAGCAUCACUACACUACAAAAAGAUCCCGACAGCAUGCUUGCUACAAUGUUUUCCGGCCGAUUUGACGUUGUAAAACAGGAUGAUGGCAGCUACUUUAUUGACCGCGAUGGCACACAUUUUCGACACAUCCUGAAUUUUCUGCGAACAGGAGGUGUACCUAGAGAUACCCUUAAUGACUUUGGAGAGGAGUUGGAGACAGAGGCCGAUUACUACAAUCUCAGAGGUUUGGCCAACAUGGUUGCAAAGUUGAGUCCAGUAAAGAUAAACGACAACGGUGAAGUAACCAUCACGUCAAUGGAAACUUUAAGGAAAGAUCCGGAGUUUGCGGAAUUUCUUUUCAGUGAACAGGGAGCGGUACAGAAGAUUGAAGAUGCUUUUGUUCUUCCUCCUCCGAAGCACCACAUCGCUGAGGUGAUAGAAUUCCUUCAUCAUGGUGAACUCCCGUCUGACGUUAAAUAUAAACUGAGAGACUGCCUUCUCGCCACUGCCAUUCGGUUUCAUAUCACAACACUUCAAAAGUUGUUUGAUGGAUUUGCUUUGUCUAAGAUACUAAAUGAGCAGGAAAGUUACAUUAAUAUUCUGAAGACCUGGUUUGAAACGAACAAAAUCAACCUUGCACCAGUCUUGAUCUACUGUGCGGAAGAAGAUGGAUGGAAAUCAACUGAGUUUCAUAAGCACUGUGACGGAAAAGGAGCAUCCUUGGUUUUAAUUGAAUCUACAGCUGGUUGCAUCUUUGGCGGUUUCUCUCCUCGCGGUUGGCAGCCCUCUCUAACCGGUGCAGAACGAAAUGCUUUUUUGUUCAGUCUCAAGUCUCUGGAAUGGCAAGAGCCGGUGUUGAUGCCGUUGAAUGAAAAUGCUGGAAGCUACCAUGAUUCCAAUUAUGGGCCUUUGUUUUUUGAUUGGUUAACUGCCCAGAAUCAUCUUUCUAUUGCAAGUGAAGCAAAUCGUAUUAAUUCGUCAUACACCUACAACAAUGGCAUCUUACUUCCAGAAUCAGUACCCAAAACAAACACAUUUCUCGCAGGACAACAAAAAUUUUUGGUUAAACAACUGGAAGUCUUUGCUGUUUAACACACGAAUCGCCAUUAAAGAGCACCAUAAAAUUGUUCAUGUAGUCUCAAGCACUCUUAAUGAGCUUUGGUGGAGCACGAAUUAUUAUAGGGACAUAAUAAUGUUGGAUGACUUUAUGAAAUAUUAUAUGUGUUUUUCACAGUUUUGUUAUUAGUAAUGUACGGUAGGCAGUAUUAAGAAAGACGUCUGAUAGCGGGAAAAGAAAGAUCUUUGGAAGUAAAAUAAGCAUGCAGUGUCGUAUUUGUCUUUCAUCUUAGCUGUAUCGCUGAUUUUUUAAAUUCCUUGAAAUUGAAUUCACUGUAUUGAAUAAAUCCUAACAUUGUAUCACAAGAGGGAGGUUUGUAUUAACACAUAUAAUCGUUAUAUUUCAGCAAGAAUAUACGGGUCUUUUUGUUCUAAAUUCUCAUGUAAGGAAUCAAAUAAUCGGUACUUUAGUGCUGAAAAAAUAUCUAAAAUAUUGAUUGAACAGGUACCGUCAUGUGAUAUAAAAACAGACAAUUCAUGUACCUAAUUCAGCCCCAGCCUUUUGUAGGCAGGUGUAAAUGCUCAACUAUUAUACUUUGAUUAGUGGUUAGUGGUAUGUAUAGAAAGAUAGGCUCUUUACUUACGUGCUGUGUUGUAUUGCUUGCAUCAGACGUCAGAUUCAUCUCAAGCGCAUGCUCUUUAAUAUUGACCUUUAAACUUUAAUAAAUACUUUUAGAAGACUUUAGAAAAUUUUUGUUAUUUUCAUAUUUUCAUAUUUACAUUGUAGUAAGAAAUUGUCCAUUUUAUGUUUGUGUGGUUCA